CCGUGCCCAAGUUCGCGCCGUAAUGGCUUCAGAUGCGUUCAAGAAGCGCCGUCCACCUGCCAAGGUCACUUGCAAGAAAUCUUCCGCGAUGACAACGUUGUUUGGUCGAUGGCCGGGGGACACGCAAGGGACACCGAAUCGCAUCCAUGGUCGAGGCCUUCCCCACGGUACUGUCUUGGGCAGCUGCCAUGGCGUUGACGGGUACAACUGCAACUACCGCAACAUUCCUGACGACGUCGACGAAGGAUCGCAUUACCUUGAUGGGUUGUACACUGGAGCCAAGUGGCAGUGUGUCGAGUACGCGAGACGGUACUGGAUUAUCAAUCGAGGCCUUUACCUUCCAAGCAUCCCCCACGCGGCACACAUUUGGACCCGCGUGACGCACGUUUCAACUCUCGACAAUCCCCAUCGCCGCGUGGCGCUGCAAAAGCUGCCCAAUUUUGGAACACAUAUGCCAGUUGUGGGAGACCUGCUCGUUUACAAGUCGACGCCUGGCCAGUACGUUGGUCAUGUUGCUGUGGUGGUGGAUGUGCUAGAGAAAAAGCCCGACCGAUGGGUAGUGCAUGUGGCCGAACAAAACCAGUACAACGACCGAAUGUGGAAGGGCGGGCACUACUCGGACGAAUUGACGCUUGACAUUUCCACUCGCGACAACUCGACCAUCUACAGCAUCUCGCACAAGGACGCCGAUUUGGUCUUGCAUGGGUGGAUUCGUCCAGAGUUUGACUGAGUUCAGGGCAGUGUGAGCAUAAUUGACGAUGUCUAUUCCAAGACACGCACGAACUCGGGAUGUCUACGCUGCCUAGGUUGCAAUCGCUUGCUUGUCCGUGGCGGUCGGCACAACCGCCCCACCACCACAACCAAAGAACUGUUGGUUCAAGUUGGUCCAGUUGGCGAUUUU
Aphanomyces invadans is the source of this 901-nucleotide messenger RNA. RefSeq lists its product as hypothetical. The record is from RefSeq and is a predicted model, not a curated record. Gene Ontology annotation, cellular component: cytoplasm. The coding region runs from base 23 to 730 and encodes 235 amino acids. Lineage: Eukaryota; Oomycota; Saprolegniomycetes; Saprolegniales; Verrucalvaceae. Gene Ontology annotation, molecular function: ligase activity. The transcript has a single exon.